AUGAAUACAAUAAGUAUUGCUGUGUUAACUAUUAUACUUGGUGAAAUAUUUCUUUUUAGCUUUAUGAUAAUAAGUACUCUUAUAAUUUAUUAUCAUUUUGCUCAACCAAAUGAACCAACAAUUGAUAUUGAUUCAAUAGAAAUGAGUGAUCAAAAUGAAAAUAUUAUUCCAUUAAAAUCUCAAUUAGAACAAUUUCAAUAA
This is a messenger RNA of Rotaria sp. Silwood1, 201 nucleotides long. NCBI's taxonomy places the organism in Eukaryota, Metazoa, Rotifera, Eurotatoria, Philodinida, Philodinidae. The record is from the annotation of a GenBank genome assembly.